Molecule: messenger RNA, 2142 nt
Organism: Leptopilina boulardi
Lineage: Eukaryota; Metazoa; Arthropoda; Insecta; Hymenoptera; Figitidae
Exons: 3
Coding region: 191-1339 (382 amino acids)
Biological process (GO): rRNA processing
Source: RefSeq, a predicted model, not a curated record
GCACAAGACUGUUGGUCCGCAUUCUAGAUAGUUUUAUAGUUCAGGGAUUUUACUUAAAAUUUAAGAACAUUUGAUUUUGGUGUUGAUCAACUAUCAAAAUAUCAAAUUGAAACCAAUUAGAACAGUAAUAUUGCCAUUUAAGCAGAAGAAAGGAAAAAUAAUAUUUUAACAGUUUUCUUCAACCUGUGAAAUGCAGUCAUCAAUUAUUCGGUGGAACAAUGUUGUUUUAAAUCCUAACCUAAGUCGUUGCCUUUGUACUACCGGUAUUCAAUUUAGUAAUAGAGAAGCCAGAUUUUUAAAGAAAAUGAUGUCUACUGGUAAAAAAAAAAAACACUUCCAUAAUAAUAUGUCAUCGCGGCCUCCUUCCUUAAAAUACGAAACAAGCAUAACACAACACAAGAGCCGUAGAACUGUGGUUCUUAAUAAAUUAUUUAUGAAACACAUAACGGAUUUAAUGACAACAGGUGAAGUAGCUCCACAACUUGUUGGUCGAGGCAUAGAAAUUUCUCAAGUUAGCGUAACAAAUGAUUUUAAAUUCAUCAAUGUUUAUUGGCACAGCAGAUUUGAUACGUCAUUUAACGAAUCAACUGAAGAAAUAUUACAAAAUUGUGGUGGACAAUUACAACACGAAUUAUCACAACUUCGAGUAAUAGGUCUUGUACCUCAUAUUAAAUUUGUUAAAGAUAGAAAAUUAUUUAUUUUAAAUGAAGUAGAGAGGAGAUUAUCGACAAUUGAUUUUGGUGAUGAUUAUGUACCGGCUAAUAAAAUAAAUAGAAACUGUGAAUCAGUUAUAUUUACGAAAUUUUCAUCCGAAACUAAAUCUGAUAUUCGUAAACUAGACGCAUCUACACAAAUUGAAGAGAAUAUUGAUUUAGACAUUAAUUUACCAGAAAUGCGAAACGAUGUUCUUGGUUUAGAUUGUUCCCUUAUUAUGAGUAAGAUUCAAACAUCUUUAGAAAAAAGUGGAAUGUUAAAUCACAGGAAGUCUACAUCUGAAAAUAAAUUUCCAGAAAAUUUUACCGCCGAGCAAUUUCUAUCAAAUAAUGAGAGGCGAACAUUAUUUAACAAUUUUUUGAAACAACAAGAAAUUAAAGCUAAAUUAAAAAGAAAGUCUAGGAAUGAUAAUGACAGAAAUUUUGAAAAUUUCGACGACGACAACGAUAAUGAUGAUGAUGAUGACGUUGAUGAUUAUUCUGACGUUGAUGAUUAUUCUGACGUUGAUGAUUAUUCUAACGUUGAUGAUUAUUCUGACGUUGAUGAUUAUUCUAACGUUGAUGAUGAUUAUAAUUAUUACCAUAACGAUGAUGAUAAUCAAAAAGAUUUCGAGGAUUGUAAAUAAAUAUAGAAAAGUUAUUAACAAACAAAUCAUUUUAUUUACAUCCAUUAUAUGCAAACCAUAAUCCACUUCAAAUAAUGUAACAAAUUAACAAAAUUUAAAAUUUAUAAAAAUACUAACAUACGUAUUUUGCUUAAUAUAUUUAUAAAUUUUAUCACUAUUUUUCUUUUCUCACUAUGAUUUUUUGUAAAAUAAUGCAUAACUUAACAUAAUAACUCUAAAGCAAAUAACUUAUUUUUAUUAUUACACUCAAAAAAUUGUUGAUGCAGCUGAUAUGCUUUUUCAAAGGAAGCAAUAACUUGCCAUUAAAUUGUUUUCUUAAUUAAAAUGAUUUUUUAAAUAUAAGUUCUAUUGACAAUAUAAUAUAAUGCAUAAACGUCUCCGAAUAAAAGUAUAUACAGUAUAAGUAUAUAUAUAAAAAAAAUUGAUUUCUCUAAUCGUAGUAAAGUUGUUAAUUAUUAUUUUUUUUUAUGUAAAUUUUAUGUAUAUACAAUUUAUUUGCACCAAUUUGUGUUUUUCAAGAUAUUGAUAAAUUGGUGCACGUUUCCUAAAUUGGGAUAUUUAUAUGUUAAAUAAAAUCUAAAAUUAUUAAGAGAGCAAGAAUAAUUAAAGGUACAUUAAAUGUCGACGUUCAUUUGGAAACUAAAUAUAUGAAUCGAAAAUUAAAUUAAAAUAGCCUGCUAUUUUUGUGUCAUUAUUAUAAACUAGUAUCUAUUUUACUAAUAAUAAUUUAGUAUUUAUUUUAAUAUAGGCACAAUUUUAUUGACAUUAAAAUUCAAGAUAGACCAAUAAAAGAAAUUUCUUUG